This is a messenger RNA of Amborella trichopoda, 1187 nucleotides long. RefSeq names its product vesicle-associated protein 1-1. NCBI's taxonomy places the organism in Eukaryota, Viridiplantae, Streptophyta, Magnoliopsida, Amborellales, Amborellaceae. Gene Ontology annotation, cellular component: plasma membrane; endoplasmic reticulum membrane. The record is from RefSeq and is a predicted model, not a curated record. Gene Ontology annotation, biological process: endoplasmic reticulum membrane organization.
AGAUUAGGGCAACUUAUCAUUGACAAAACCUAGAGAGAGAGAGCACGUAUCUAAAUUCGUGUACUGCGUUUUUCUCCAGAUCGCUCUCUCUCUCUCUAGAGCUAAGCUUUUUUUGCAGAAGAAAUAGACCAGAAAUCAUACCAGAGUUUUUGUCCAAUUCAAUCUUUUCGUCGAGAAAGAAGACCCAUUAUCUCAGUUUUUUUAUUUUGAAGGAUUUUGAAGAAGACAGAGAUGAGUACUGGGGACCUUCUCAACAUUCAACCUGACGAGCUUAAGUUUCCUUUUGAACUGAAGAAGCAGAUCUCAUGUUCUCUUCAAUUGUUGAAUAAGACUGAACACCAUGUAGCUUUUAAGGUGAAAACAACAAACCCAAAGAAGUACUGUGUGCGCCCCAACACUGGCAUUGUCUUGCCUAGGAGCACCUGCGAUGUUGUAGUGACAAUGCAAGCCCAGCGUGAGGCUCCUCCUGAUAUGUUAUGCAAAGACAAGUUUCUCAUUCAGAGUGUUAUUGCAAGUCCUGGUGCUACAACAAAGGAUGUCAAUCCUGAAAUGUUCAACAAAGAAAGCGGGAAUCUUGUGGAGGAAUGCAAAUUGAAGGUUCUAUAUGUCUCACCACCUAAGCCACCAUCUCCAGUGCAUGAAGGAUCCGAAGAGGGCUCUUCACCCACAGCCUCUUUAUCCGAUAAUAAUCAUCAGAGGUCAGCUUUUGAAACGCAGGUGCUAAGACACCAUGCAGAACUUAAGGACACACAUUCUGACUCAUCAUCUGUGAUAUCGAAGCUGACUGAAGAGAAGAAUUCAGCGAUUCAACAGAAUAGCUUGUUACGUCAAGAACUGGAGUUAUUGAGGAGAGAGGCGAGCAAAAGGCGUGGCGGCUUCCCAUACUUGUAUGCCUUUGUGGUUGCGCUAUUCGGCAUCCUUCUUGGAUUUCUGAUGCGGAGAUGAGAUUAAGAGGAAUGUGUUAUUGUUAAUGUUAUGUAUUGGUGUCGGCAGUCUUUGCAGGCCAGGCCAGGAUUGAUGAUUGUGCCAAGAAUGAGUAUCUGGUAUUUUUCAUCAAAUGAUGGGUUUUAUGUAUUAUUGAAGAAGUUGGCAUGAUGUUUGUGUGCAUUUAUUGCUUGUUGAGGACUGUCCUCAGUUUAUUGUUUAACUUUUGGAAUUGUUUUUAAGUCUUUUUUCCUUGGAGAUAA